This is a messenger RNA of Dioszegia hungarica, 1341 nucleotides long. Its product is annotated as snare binding protein. Bases 1 to 1341 code for a protein of 446 amino acids. Gene Ontology annotation, biological process: proteolysis. Lineage: Eukaryota; Fungi; Basidiomycota; Tremellomycetes; Tremellales; Bulleribasidiaceae. Gene Ontology annotation, molecular function: aspartic-type endopeptidase activity; protein binding. The record is from RefSeq and is a predicted model, not a curated record. The transcript is spliced from 10 exons.
AUGAGGCUCAUCAUCAUCGGGGACGAGUCGGUGUAUGAGCACGAAGUGGAUCCGUCCAUGGAGGUCCAGGACGUGAUCGCGUUGAUCGAGGCUGAAACAGGUCUCUCAGCGGAUCAAGUCCUCUUGUCGACUGACACCGGAACGCCACUCAUAUCAUCCAACAAGAGCUUGGAGAGCUAUGGUCUGAAAGGCGGGGACGCUACUAUUUACCUCACAGUCGGUCCCCGCGCAAGUUCAUCCCAGCUUCCUCGCGGCGGUGGCGGACCAGUCAACGAGGAUGCAGAGUAUGAGCGGAUGAGGCUGCAGAUGCUGGGUGAUCCGGCCAUCAUGUCGCAAGUCCAGAGAGAACUUCCGGAUCUUCAUCGAGCCAUCCAGGCUGGAGGAGCGCAGUUCAAGGCGGCGGUCCUGGCGCAGAGGUCACAAGUGCAAGACUCAGCUGCGGAGAAGGAGCGGCAGAUCGAGUUGCUCAACUCUGACCCAUAUGACAUUGAGGCACAGAAGAAGAUCGAAGAAGCGAUCAGACGAGAACGGGUUCUCGAGAACAUGGAGCACGCAUGGGACUAUGCUCCAGAAACAUUCGCCAAUGUCACCAUGCUGUAUAUCAACGUCGAGGUCAACGGGCAUAAGGUCAAGGCUUUCGUGGAUUCCGGCGCUCAGCGGACUAUCAGUGAGAUUAUGCGACUCCUGGAUGAACGCUUUGCUGGCGUUGCUGUCGGUGUAGGAACAGGCAAGAUUCUCGGCCGGGUCCACUCGGCCCAGAUCAAGCUAGGCGAGCUGCAUCUUCCGUGCUCUUUCACUGUGCUUGAGGGGAAGAGCGUGGAGCUCCUCUUCGGUCUCGACAUGCUAAAACGAUAUCAAUGCAGUAUCGACCUCGCGGCCAACGUCCUCCGAAUCCAACAAACCGAAGUCCCUUUCUUGCCAGACCACGAACUGCCCCAGGACGGGCUGCAGCAGGAGAUCCAGGCGGCCCAGGACGAAGCCGAGGUGAAAUCUGGACCGUCCCAAGCUUCCGGAUCAGGAUCAGGAUCGGCCGCUGCGGGUCCGUCCAGCGCAUCCGGAUCGCAGUUCCCGGGGUCCGGCAAUGUCAUCGGGAGCACACCGUCUGCGGUUGCCGCGUCUGGGUUUGGCGGAGCCGCUCAGGGCGGUGCGCCGAGGGCGCCGGUAGGGGCGCAAGAUGCCGCGCGGGCUGGCAAGGUCCAAGAGGACGAUGUUCAGACCCUCAUGGGACUCGGGGCGGAGCGACAGCAGGCCAUCUCGCUACUCGAGGCGGCAGGCGGGAAUGUGGAUUACGCGGCGUCGAUGCUGUUCGGCGGAGGUGGCGGUGGGGCUCAGUGGCCAUAG